This is a messenger RNA of Musa acuminata AAA Group (dessert banana), 6302 nucleotides long. RefSeq lists its product as uncharacterized. The record is from RefSeq and is a predicted model, not a curated record. Gene Ontology annotation, biological process: positive regulation of DNA-templated transcription. Bases 2186 to 5902 code for a protein of 1238 amino acids. The transcript is spliced from 11 exons. Gene Ontology annotation, molecular function: ubiquitin protein ligase activity. NCBI's taxonomy places the organism in Eukaryota, Viridiplantae, Streptophyta, Magnoliopsida, Zingiberales, Musaceae.
GGUAUCAGAUGCUGCCGGCCGAGACCGAUCUCAACACCCUUCCUAUUCUGUCCAACCUUCCUGAGAAGGUCUUCCCGUCCGCUGCAAAGAUAAACGAAGGCCCUAGCAGGAAACAAACCGGAUUGUUACGUUUAUCCACGGACCCUCUUUAUUCAUUUGAUCUCCUCUUUUUCUCCCUUCCAACAAAGGUGAUGUAAAUCGGAUUCUUAUAUCUAUCCACGGUACCUCUUUAUUCUUUGAUCUUCUUUUCAUCUCCCUUCUAACAAAAGUGAUGUAAUUCGGGAAGGGAAUCAGGCAGCCAAAAGCUUCAAUAAUUGUUCAUUCUGACACAUACCAAGUCAGAUUUGGUUGGAGGAUUAUCCAAUUAUGCUCUCCUGAUUUGCAUUCUGAUAUGCCUUUUUAAUGAAAUUAUUUCGUAGCUUAAGAAACUGGUAAUAUGAAUUGUUGUUUGAGAAGUCAUUUGAGUGAACAAUAUAUGUUUUAUGUUAAAAUUCAAGCUUCUUGCUGCCAAAGAAACUAAAUAAGAAGAAGCCAUGUGGACACUAGCAUAUUUAGGAAUUGGAUACUACUCUUUGGUUGUAAUUAUUGGCAUCAAGAAAGAGUAAGAAAUAAAGCAUAAGCUAUUAAGUUCCCAAGGAAACGUGGAGGUCAAAGAUGGUGUUUGUCUAGUUUAAGCAUUAAUGAAGUUGUUAUGUAUACAGUGCUAAGUGAACAUACAUGUCAUGAAUAUCUAGAAGGGACAUCACUAUCGUUACAUUGAUAUAUGGUCAUGAGAACUGGUUUGAGGAGGUAUGAAACAUAUGCACAUCCAAGUGAUGGAUACGAUCAGGAGAGAUGAUGACUAAAGGUUUGCGAAAGAAAAUAAUAUGUUUGAAUUUUUUGUUUUUGUAACUUUUUGUUUUGUAGCAUUUUAUGGAUGAUAAAACAAAAAAUGUCAAUUUCUAAUAUCAUCGCGAUGAGUUUACUUAAUUAUUGGAAGUGUCCAUCUUAUCAUUUAAAUUAAUAAUUGUAGGAUAGAUGUGUCUGAAUCAACUCAGUAUAUUCAACUUGUGGAUAGAAUUUGAAAUGGGUUUUAUUCUGUAAUGCUUCUCAGUGAAAGAAUUAUAAUUAGGAUGGUAUGGUUUUUUCUCUCAUGAAAAAGAAAAAAAAGUGUCUGUCUUCCAAGCACUACAAUCAUAUGUUUUUUUUUUAGUGGUUGUUGUAUAGUUUGGUAAUUCCAGUUGUAGAGGACAUAGAGAUGCAUGGAAGUAAAGAUAGUAUCAGAAUCUCCAGGGAAAGAAAGGACAAACUCCUAAUGGUGGUUAAUAUGCAUAGUGAUAGUUAAGAAUAAGUAUAUUAGUGAACUGGGAUGUAUCCCAACUGAUAUCACAGAGAGAACAAGUCAUACUAUAGGAUCGGUACAUAAAGGGAGCCACAUCUUUAUUAUAUCAGUUUAAACUUUAAACAAAUACCAGUCAAUCCACAUUUUCCAUGGUAACUAGCAGCCAUAUCUUUUUUGUGUGUAUGGAUUGAGAUAUCGACUGGUCGGAGAAUUUAACACUUACUAAACUCUGCAUGUGCUACACCUGGAGAGAAAGGAAAGCAGCAAGGGCUUCCAGCAGAAGGAGGACAAAGAAGUAAAGAAUCCAGAGGCUUCAAAAGAGGGAAAAACAGCAGAUAAUGUUGGCCUCACAUGAUGCAUAGACGCAUAAGGAUGAUAUUGUCCUCACUCCUCACAUGGAGCCCAAGUAUGUUAAAUGGCAAGAGCAUUAGGGCACACUGAUGAUGUGCGGAUUUAUCAGCAGAUUUGGGAAUAUGGACCAGUUCCUUUAUUGGAUGCCUACACUAUGACAAAAGAGAAUGCUGAUGAUGUUAGGGAGUUAGAUGAUAUGUCGUUUAUAUAUAAAGAGGGUUUCAUUUGGAGAGCAACCCAAUUAGUCAAAAUUUGUCGCGGAAAUGUGAGUCUCUCGCUGUCUCUGGUCUGACGGAGUAUGGAGAUGAAAUAGAUGUAGUAGCUCCGGCUGACAUUCUGAAGCAAAUUUUUAAAAUACCUUAUUCAAAGGCUCAAUUAUCUGUCGCUGUUCAUCGUAUUGGUGAUACACUCAUCUUGAACACAGGCCCUGAUUUCGAGGAAGGAGAAAAGGUUUACAGAAGACAGAGCAAUCAAUCUAGAAAUUCUGAUCCUUCAAUUUUGUUAAACUUUGCUAUGCACUCUGUGAGAGCUGAGGCCUGUGACUGCCCACCUAGUUACAAGCCAUCAUCCAUGGAGCAGUCAAGUUCCACAAUCCUACCAGGGCAUUUUGGACAUAGAGAGGUUCCUUUUGUAUCUUCAACAAACACUCAUGUUAGUAAGUCUCAGUUUCUUGAUCAAAAUUCCAGUGGCACUCGGAAACCUUCUCAAGGGAAUCAGGAUGCAUAUUUUUGGGGUACCAAGCAGAACAAGCAGAAAAACAAAACAUCAGAUCCUAUUGAAAAGUCUUCACAAGUUGGUGAGAAGCCGAGAUUUCCAAUGCAAGAGUCUGAUAAGUUCAAAAGAUUGGGUAAUAAUGGUUUUCUAAGGGUCUUGUUUUGGCAAUUUCACAAUUUCCGAAUGCUUUUGGGCUCUGACUUGCUUUUAUUCAGCAAUGAGAAAUAUGUUGCAGUAAGCCUACAUCUCUGGGAUGUCUCAAGACAGGUCACUCCAUUAACUUGGCUUGAAGCAUGGCUUGACAAUGUCAUGGCAAGUGUGCCUGAGUUAGCUAUCUGCUACCAUCAGAAUGGUGUUGUUCAAGGCUAUGAACUCCUAAAAACUGAUGAUAUAUUCCUCCUCAAGGGUAUAUCUGCAGAUGGCACACCAGCUUUUCAUCCACAAAUUGUCCAACAAAAUGGGUUGUCAGUGCUGAGGUUUCUUCAGGAUAACUGCAAACAAGAUCCUGGUGCAUAUUGGCUCUAUAAGGGUAAUGGAGAAGAUGUGAUACAACUGUUUGAUCUUUCUGUCAUACCAAAGAAGCACUCAACUGAUGAUCAUGAUGAAAGUUGUAGUUCUUUGUCAUCACUGAUGGACAAAGGAAGAAGGGAUUCAUUGUUUUCUCUUGGAACACUUCUCUAUCGUGUUGCUCACAGGCUGUCACUUUCAAAGGCACCUGAUAAUAGGGUAAAGUGUGCAAAGUUUUUCAAAAAAUGUUUGGAGUUCCUUAGUGAGCAAGAUCACCUAGUGGUCCGUGCAUAUGCUCAUGAACAGUUUGCGAGACUAAUUUUAAAAUGUUAUGAGGAACUUGAACUAACAUUAGAACCAUUUCUUCCAGAAUCAGAAGUCAGUGUUACUAACUUAGAAGAUGAAUCUUCGGUAGAAAUGUUUGUUUCGAAGUCCCAAGAUAAGAGGUUGUCUGAUGAUGUUAAACAUGAGAAUCCAAAAGAAUCUGGAAUGGAGAAACUCGAAACAGAAACAUAUUCAAAUGAAAAUGUUCAGUCAUCUGCAACUAUGGAAAUCGAGACAUUAGAAAGCAAGGUUAGUUCCGGAAUACGUGAUAGCUUGGUUAUGUGUCAGAACAUAAGUUCUCCACCUAUGGUUAGUACAGUUGCUGAUCCAAUCUCCUCCAAGUUAGUUGCAAUACACCAUGUGUCCCAAGCUAUCAAAUCUCUCAGAUGGAAGCGUCAGCUGCAAAACACUCAAGGGGAUUUGAUUGACCAUGGAAGCAGGAUUCAUGAUAUAUCUUCCUCUGUCAAUUUUUCUUUAUGUUCUUGUGGUGAUGCUGAUUGUAUUGAAGUUUGUGAUAUUCGUGAAUGGCUUCCAAAAUCUAGAAUUGAUCACAAAAUGUGGAAGCUUGUUCUUUUGUUAGGAGAGUCCUAUCUAUCUCUGGGUGAGGCUUAUAAGGAGGAUGGACAAUUGCUUCGGGCCCUCAAGGUUGUAGAAUUAGCGUGUUUACUUUACGGGUCAAUGCCUCAAUAUCUUGAGGAUGCUCAAUUCAUAUCAUCUAUGACCAGUAGCUCAUCAUGUCAGCUAAAGCUUGAUAGUGGCAAAGAUUCGACUUAUGUAGUUGCAGAUUCUGCAACAGAUUUGGAACCAAAGCUCUUUGAGGAUGCUUGUUGUGAUGGUCAGUUCUCUCCAACUAACUUAUUCUGGGCUAAGGUAUGGACACACAUUGGGGAUGUAUAUGUGGAGUAUCAUAGAAGAAAUGGUAAAGACAUAACAGUUCAAGCAGAAAAAAAUACAUCAGGAAGUGAGGUUCGAAUGUCAAAUGAAGUUGUGAAGGAGGUAAAACGUCUGAAAAAAAAACUAGGACGGUGCAAGCAAAAUUGCAGCACUUGUUCUUUGAUGAACUGUAGCUGCCAGAGUGAUAGGGCAAGCAGUGGAAACAGCGCGAGUAGUAGCACCAGAGAUACUCCCUCAUUUUACAACAGAAAACCCAGUAGAAAAUCAACAAUAAAAAACUUGCCAUUUUCACCUUCUGUACAAACCCAAAAUAAUAAUAAUCCAUGUAUGGUAGGGAUAUCAAGUGUUUUUGAUGGUGACCAGUUGCAGUAUGAUGUACCUGUUGGAUCGAGAGGAGAUGAGGAGCCCAAGGAAAGCUCUAUAUCAACUGGUGUUGAACACAUCAAUCAUGACAAGGAUAUUUGCACCAAAAAUUCUAAAGAAGCAAUUGUUUCUGAACCAUGUAGUACUGAUUCAUCCAAGGCAAGAAGUGGAGGUGUCUUUAAGUUUCUUGAAGGUCCUAAGCCUGGAGAUGUUGAAUAUAACUUAUCUGCUGCUGUCGGUUGUUACAGAGAAGCUAGUAAAGCCAUGGACGGACUUCCUAGUGGCUUAGGAGAACUUGGUUCUGUCUUGAAGAAGUGGGGAUGGGUCUCCAAUGAACUUGGUCGAUACAAACUUGAGAACAGGAAAUUGGCUGAUGCUGAAAUUGCAUUUGCAGAUGCUAUAAAAGCAUUUAAAGAAGUUAGUGAUCAUACCAACAUCAUACUGAUCAACUGUAAUUUAGGCCAUGGCAGAAGAGCAUUGGCUGAAGAACUAGUUUCCAAGAUGGAUGAACUUAAGAAGUAUGACCUACUCCAAAAUGCAUAUAAGCAAGCUAUGAAUUCAGCUAAGUCCGAAUACACAAAAUCUCUGAAACACUAUGGUGCUGCAAUAAUGGAAAUGAACUUGGUUAGUGAGAAGGUUGAUACUUUUCUAUGCAAUGAAGCACACACACAAUAUGCUAACACAUAUCUGAGGUUUGGAAUGCUUUUGGCAAAAGAAAGCAUUUCAACUGAGAGUUAUGACUCUGGACACAUUGAUGUCUUGCUUAGUGAUGAAAAAAAGGAACAAGAAAAGCAUGUGAUAUCAGCAAGCGAUGCUUUUAGGGAGGCUUUGUCGACAUAUGAAGCCCUUGGUGAGCUGCGUAAACAGGAGGCUGCUUUUGCUCAGUUCCAGCUUGCCUGCUACUACAGGGAUUUAUGUUUAAAGUUCUUGGAUUUGGACCACAAACAAGUGAAAGACUCUAAAACUGAAAACAAAAAUCGACAGAAGGCAAAAUGGUAUGCCUCUUUAGCAGAGAAGAACUGGCAGAAAUCUAUUGCUUUCUACAGUCCGCAGACAUAUGCUGUUAUGUACUUAAAUAUGCUUAUGGAGCAAUCAUCCCUUUCUUUGCGCCUCUCAGAGUCAUUUCAUUCGAACACAAUGUUGGAAGCUGCACUAGUACACCUACUGGAAGCUCGCCAUGUUGUUGAAGCUGAUAAUGAUCAGACUUCUGAGAUCAAAGAGAAAUUCUGGAAUCAGUUACAGGCACUCCUUAAGAAUAUGUUGGCUGCCGCACUCUCAGCUGGUGCAAAUAAAGCUGGAGUUAUCGGUCAAGCACCGCAUUGCAGUAGAGGUGGAGAUGCUGCCAAGCUGAGGGAGAUGUAUAGGCUCUCAUUGAAAUCAACCAGUCUACAUGAAUUGCAUCUCAUGCACAAGCUAUGGUUAUCAUAAAUGAGAUUUUGAAGUCAAAUUGGCUUGUUGUGGCAGCUGAUGGUUUUACCAUUGCACCACCCGAAUGCAAGAGCAACAUGGCAUCUUCCUCGAGAAUCAAGCUGACCUUGGUUGCAUUCUUUUUUGGUAUCAAGAAAGCAAGCAUCUAAGCCUUAUUAUCUCCUUUCUGGAAUUAUCAGGAAAUCUUGAUUCAGUUCUCAUCCCCUCUUCAUCUCUAUCGUCACAUUCUCUUCACCUGUGGCUACGUGUAUUAUGGUGAAAUGACAGAAAACAAGGAAUUAUUCACAUGAAAGAUCUCAUAUUUACAUUAUCCUCUAAUUGCAGAACACAGAUAGCAAAUUUGGCCUAUGUAAAUUAGAAGUAAUACCAAUGAAAUUAUUGGGAAAAUCUCAGUUAUGCA